UUUUACCACUGCAGUUCUGUUCGGACCCUUGAAUUUGGCGCGCAGAUUGUACUCUUCCAGUCCAGUAGGUGUCAGAUCUCUGAAGUUGUCAGUUAUACGUUUAGGUGCUUUUUCUUUCAAACGUUUUCGUACAAUUAAUAACCUGUGUACGUUUUAAGGAUGGGUGUCUUGGAAGCUUGCGAAAAUUAUUUUGGCACAUCCGAUCUGUACAAAGUCCUUGGUGUGACUAAGGUGGCUUCUGAGGAGGAACUUCGUAAAGGUUAUUACAAAGUGUCACUGAAGGUACAUCCAGAUAGAGUGGCUCAAGAAGAAGUAGCUGUUGCUACUCAGAAGUUCCAGGUCCUGGGUAAAGUUUAUGCUAUCCUCACUGACAAGGAGCAGAAAGCAGUGUAUGAUGAACAGGGCAUUGUGGAUGAAGAAUCUUCUUGUAUCAGCUGUGACCGGGACUGGUACGACUACUGGAGAUUACUCUUUAAAAAGGUAACAGCAGAUGACAUAAAGAAUUUUGAAAAGACUUACAAAGGUACUGAGGAAGAACUGGGUGAUAUUAAGAAAGCCUAUUUGAAAGCUAAAGGGGACAUGGACCAAAUUAUGAUGUCAGUGAUGUGCCUUCAAGAUGAAGAAGAACCACGGGUUAGGGAUAUCAUACAGGAAGCAAUUGACUCCGGAGAUCUUCCUGCUUUUGAUGCUUUUGUGAAUGAGUCUGAACAGAAACGUGAAGCAAGAAAAAGAAAAGCAGAAAAAGAAGCUAGAGAGGCAGAAAAACAAGCUAAGAAAGAAGCUAAAAAGGCUGCGAAAGAAAUGAAAAAGCAUGGUCUUGAUGAUGACGACGACUCAUUAAAAGCAUUGAUUCAGAAAAGGCAAGAAGAUCGUGCAAAAACGGCUGACAGUUUUCUGGCUGCCAUGGAAGCAAAGUACUGUAAACCUCCUACCAAAGCAGGGAAGAAGGCUGGUGUUUCAAAGAAAGGAAAGAAGUGAUGUGCACUGUUUUUCUCUCCAUUACCUGGAUAAGUUAAUCUCACUUACUCCUUCCAAGAAGUUGUGUCAGUCUGAGUUUACAGGAAGCUUGUUAAAAAGUACAUACUGAUAUACAGACGUAUUUAUAACUGUUGCCUUACAUCACUUCUACAUACCUAAUUAAGCUAAGAUCAACUGGGAAAUGAGAAUCUCAGUGUGCUGCAGUUUGUUUUUGAGAAGUCAGGUUGCAAAUACAGAUGGACAUCCCUAGUAUUUUUUUUUUUUAGCACUGGCUGUUUUUAAGUUGUUCCUUUUGUUUUCCUUCAGUGUUCACAUUUCAGUAGUUGUGACUCAUUAUGAGGUAGUAAUAACAGUAGGGUGUCAGAAAAGUUUGAUGCUAGAGAAUCUGUUGUGUUUAUACUGGUGGACGUUUUCUGUGACUUUUAUUUGCUACUGGUAUCACAUGCAUUCACUCUGUUUAUUGUGGGUAUGUGACCCCUUGGUGGCAAUUUAAUACUAAUCUGGGGCCAUUUUUGCCCCUUUGCACUUUUGUUACAUUUUAUUGUGAUUAUGAAAGAUACCAUUGAGAAGACAUUAGUUAAAUUUUAUUUGAUUUUUAUAUUACAGAAUUUCUGUCAAAGUGUGAGAAAUUAUACUUUUUGUAUAAUGUAUAUUAUACCUCAAUAAAGAAUAUUUGAUGCAUUUUGCAA
Protopterus annectens (West African lungfish) is the source of this 1667-nucleotide messenger RNA. RefSeq names its product DnaJ heat shock protein family (Hsp40) member C9 (gene DNAJC9). Gene Ontology annotation, cellular component: cytoplasm; nucleus. The record is from RefSeq and is a predicted model, not a curated record. Gene Ontology annotation, molecular function: heat shock protein binding. Lineage: Eukaryota; Metazoa; Chordata; Ceratodontiformes; Protopteridae. Bases 160 to 978 code for a protein of 272 amino acids. The transcript is spliced from 6 exons.